GCUGAUACAUCGUUUAUAUCAUUUAUUUUUUGAGUUUAAACAAAUACAAAAAUUAUCAAAUCCUACUAUACCGGCAUUAAAAUCGCGUCCCGCUUUGCGUCUUUUUCCCGUAAAUAAAUAUUAGUUCGUUUGUGAUUGAUGUGAAUUAAAAAACACUCAAAAUGCAACGUCGUGGCGGUAAGAGAAUCCGAAUGGAUGAGCCGCCCCCCGACUAUGAGAACCCCAUGACCCCUCAAGUUGAGCCCGAUGGUUACGGGGGCUACGGCCACCCCAGUUUAUAUGGAGUCGAAUACACCGAACAAGCGGGCACAUCAUCAUCAGACGGCAUGUUUGAAUCGCCCCCAACUCCCGGAAUGCGCCGAAUUACCAGAUCUAAAGCAAGGGGGCAAACAAAUCUGCCACCACCUUCCUAUUCUCCAACUGGGGCUGGAACACCAGCACCGCCCAAACCCCGUGGCAGGGGCAGACCCCCCGGUCGCAAAAACACGGUUGAGGGGAGUACAGAAGAUGAGACUUCUUUGUACCACUACAUCAAAAACAGCAAGGUUUCACUUACCAAUAUUGUGGAUGAGUGGAUCGAGAGUUACAAGGUCAAUAGGGAGGCAGCUUUGAUCGCAUUGAUGCAGUUUUUUAUAAACGCUGCUGGUUGUAAGGGGAGAAUAACGCAACAGAUGCAAGCCACCAUGGAACAUGCGGCUAUUAUCAGGAGAAUGACCGAGGAAUUUGAUGAAGAGUCGGGCGAAUACCCGCUUAUUAUGGCCGGUCAAACGUGGAAAAAAUUCAGGCAGAAUUUUUGCGAUUUUGUGCAAACUCUGGUCAAACAGUGCCAGUACUCGAUCAUUUACGACCAGUUUUUAAUGGACAACGUGAUUUCGUUGCUCACGGGGCUCUCAGAUUCGCAGGUGCGUGCGUUCAGGCACACUGCAACCCUCGGCGCAAUGAAACUAAUGACGGCUUUAGUGGACGUUGCUUUAACAGUUUCGGUUAAUCUCGAUAAUACGCAACGUCAGUACGAAGCCGAGAGACAGAAAACUCGCGAAAAACGCGCCAGUGAUCGUCUUGAAGCCCUGCUUGGGAAACGGCAAGAGCUGGAAGAAAAUAUGGACGAAAUAAAGAACAUGUUGACCUACAUGUUUAAAUCGGUUUUCGUCCAUCGUUAUCGCGACACUUUGCCCGAAAUCCGAGCAAUAGCAAUGACGGAAAUCGGUGUUUGGAUGCACAAGUUCCACGCGAAUUUCUUGGACGACUCUUAUUUAAAAUAUAUAGGGUGGACCUUGCAUGAUAAAGUGGGCGAGGUGCGCUUGAGGUGCCUCCAAGCCCUUCAACCGCUAUAUGCUAGUGAAGAGUUGAAGGGCAAGUUGGAGUUGUUCACCAAUAAAUUCAAAGACAGGAUCGUUGCAAUGACUCUGGAUAAAGAGUACGACGUGGCCGUGCAAGCUGUGCGACUUGUUAUCUCAAUCCUGAAGCAUCAUCACGAAAUUUUAACCGACAAAGAUUGUGAACAUGUGUACGAGCUGGUUUACUCCUCACACAGAGCUGUGGCGCAAGCAGCUGGCGAAUUUCUAAACGAACGUCUCUUCCAGCCGGGAGACGUGGAUAUAGGUAAAACGAAAAGGGGCAAACGCCGGUUGCCCAACACGCCGUUUAUCCGAGACUUGGUCCAGUUUUUCAUCGAGUCGGAGUUGCACGAACAUGCGGCUUAUCUAGUCGACUCGCUUAUCGAGUCCAACAGUAUGAUGAAGGACUGGGAAUGCAUGACCGAUUUGUUGCUGGAGGAACCCGGACCACAGGAGGAACCUCUGGAUAAUCGUCAAGAGACGAGUUUGAUUGAAAUUAUGGUGUGUUGCAUCAAACAAGCGGCCACGGGGGAGGCCCCAGUCGGGAGGGGGCCCACAAGGAGGGUUUCGUCGUUGCGUGAAAUGAAACAAGCCGGAGAGGACAAGCAAAAAUUGACCGAACACUUUAUAGUGACUUUGCCACCGCUUUUGGAUAAAUAUGCAGCCGAUCCGGAGAAAUUGGCCAAUUUGUUGAGUAUUCCUCAGUAUUUUGAUCUUGAUUUGUACACCAGUGGCAGGCAGGAGGGCUCGCUUCAGUCGCUUUUGGUCAAGCUGAAGCACAUCGCUCAGGUGCACCAUGAACCAGAAGUGUUGGAGACUCUCGCAAAAACUCUCGAAAUUCUCUGCACUGAAGGCCACUCAAUUUACACUCGUUGCGACGUCGCUAGAUCAACAAUUGUGGACAUGAUCGUGGUCUCUUACAAGGAGGCAAUCGACGAUUGGCGCACUUUACUACUAGGAGAGGAAACGCCAAACGCGGACGAAAUAUUCAACGUCGUCAGUUCACUAAAAAAAGUUUCAAUGUUCUACGCUUGUCACAACUUGAACCAGUGGAAUUUAUGGUCCACACUUUUUCAAGACGUCAAAGACUCCGAAAGCGUGCUUCCACCUGACGCUCUCAAAUACAGCCUCAGCGCCUGUUUCUACUGCCUUUUAUGGGGUUUGAGGGUUCUGGAGAUCCAGCAUGAGGGCGGGGGCUUGACUGCAGCCGCCAUCCAAGAGAUGCGUCAGCGUCUGGACGAAUUUAUUGAAGCAUCGCAGGUUUUAAUUCGGUGUUCGCCACAUAACAGCAUCAAGGAAGAAGCGUAUGUGUGUCUGUGCGACUUGUUGAUCGUUUUUAGCGAACAGUUGUCAAGUACGGCACCUCCACUCGCCGAACUGACUUGCCAACCAGACAGAAAUCUCCAGUCGCUUUUAAACGAAUUUGUCCAAUCUUACGUUUUUGUCCCCGAACAAAAUGCGGAACAUGACGAACACAGAAUCGAGGAGUUGCACAAACGGAGGAAUUUCCUAGCUGCGUAUUGCAAACUAAUCGUCUACAACAUAAUGCCGACGAAAGCCGCCGCAGACAUCUUCAAACAUUACGUCAAAUAUUACAACGAAUACGGCGACAUUAUCAAAGCAACUUUGAGCAAAGCGCGCGAAAUUAAUAAAGUUAACUGCGCCCUAACCAUGUGUUUGAGUCUGAAUAUGAUCUUCCACGAAGUGCAGAAAUUAUCAACGGGGAAAAGCACGCGUCAGAAUGAGGAGUUCUUUGCGCUGAAAGAAUUGGCAAAGCGAUUUGCACUUUCGUUCGGUUUGGAUGCCGUUAAGAAUCGGGAAGCUAUAACGGCGCUGCAUCGAGCGGGGAUUUUGUUUGCUGUAAGCGGGGCUGAUCAACCGGAUGAUCCCACGGGACCACCUCCGAAUUUACCGUUCCUGGAAAUUUUGACUGAGUUCACUAAUAAGUUGCUCAAGCAGGAUAAAAGAGUGGUUUUGACGUUUCUGGAUCGCAGGAUAACUACAGGAAUGCCGAGCAGUAGGGGGGAAGACUGGCAGCCGUUGCUGCUUUAUCGCAAUUCUUUGCUGCAUGGUGAGUCGGACGCUCUGCCAGUUACGAGCAAGAGGGCCUAUGGGAGGAAAAGGAAGGAAAUUGAGUCCGAUCAUGAGCAAGAUGAGGUGCUGUCUGAUCAGGAAUUUCCGGGAAAUCUUUAUGGAUAAGUUGUUGCUAAAAGCACUAUUUAAUUUAUUUACAAAUGGAAUUCCUAAUUAUUUGGCUCUUUGAUUUCUUGCGUCAUAACAAGGUUUGAUUUUGUUUGAUAUAAAUAUAAGUAAUGAAAGAGUUAAUUUAUUAGCGCACUUUUUUCUAUCUACUGUAAAUACAUUAUGAUGUUCUUAUGAAACAGUCUUAUUAGGGUAAGUUAUUUUUUGUGGAAUCAAGUAUUUACGCAGUUUUUACCGUUUUUACAAUUAGUUAUUUUUUGAAACAUAUUUAUAUUUAAGUUAAUAAUGGUCGGUUUAUAGAAAGCCCAAUUAAAAUUUAAUGCGCUGUUCAGGAAUUUUGCGGAUUAAAAUAAUACGCUUCUAUAAACCGGCCCUAAGUUGGUAAUAACCAUUACAGAUUCUUUUGCUGUAAUUGUUGCUGUCAUAUAAUGUAUACCUGCUAGUUUAAAUGAAUAAAUGUAUACUUUUAUUAAUAAAGAACUGUUUUAAUAAUUA
Tribolium castaneum (red flour beetle) is the source of this 4034-nucleotide messenger RNA. RefSeq names its product Stromalin 1 (gene SA1). NCBI's taxonomy places the organism in Eukaryota, Metazoa, Arthropoda, Insecta, Coleoptera, Tenebrionidae. The coding region runs from base 162 to 3536 and encodes 1124 amino acids. The transcript is spliced from 5 exons. Gene Ontology annotation, cellular component: chromatin; nucleus; cohesin complex. The record is from RefSeq and is a predicted model, not a curated record. Gene Ontology annotation, molecular function: chromatin binding. Gene Ontology annotation, biological process: sister chromatid cohesion.